AUGCUUGUUUCUCUGUGUCCUUUGCAUGCUGGCUUUUCUCUUGGUCGCAGCACAAUGGUGGUCUUGAGGCGCCGCACGCAGCAGCUGCUGCUGCUGGGCACAUUGGGGCUCUACGUGGCUGCUGCUGUUGCUUCUGCUGCUGCCGACGACUCCACCAGAGCGUUGCUGGAGGCGGAGCGGGCCGGCCACACUGCUGCACUUCGGGAGCGGGAAGUAGAUGCUGCAGCAACGCGCAUGGAAGCUGAGGCCGCAGCAGCAGCUGCUGCUGCAGCAAAAGCCUCGAAGCCAAGCGCCGAGGAGAGGAAGCUAUACCCUAUGGAAGCGCCCUACUACUUGCCAGAAGCAGCAGGACGCAUUCUGGGUCUUGAAGAGGCAUCAACGGGGCGUCUUGAAGUGCCAGACUGGACUUACGGGGUCGAGGACCCCCCUGAGGCCAAGCAGCAGCAGGGGGAGCAGGAGCAGCAGCAGCAGCAGCAGCAGCAGCAGCACACCCUGCACGAAGCCGUCAGAAUAGACUUCAACAGACCCUUCCCCCCCUCGGGGCCCUGGGCCCCCGUCUACUUCUCCGGCAGGGGCCAGCAGUACCCUAUGGGGCCCCUGCUGCUGGCCUGCGCGCGCAGGCCCAGCGGGCGGGCCACCUGCUACGUUGUUCCCCAAACCCCCUACGUCCCUCCCCCUGGAACCACCUUGUACAGGGCCUGGGGCAUGUGGGGCGACCGGGCCACAGGCCGGGCCUUUGUGUCCAUCUUGGGGCCCACAGCAAGUGCGGGGGCCCUGGGGGCCCCCCCGUUUUGCUGCGAAACUUCGGGGAAUGCUGCUGGCUGCAUUGCAUGCACGGGGCUGCCCAGCGCGUCUUACGACCCUUUGAAUUCGGGCGAAGGACCUGCAGCGGGGGAGGAGCCGCGGGGCCCCGGCAGCAGCAGCAGCAGCAGCAGCAGGCCCGCAGAGUCCGAGAGAAAAGACAAAGACGCAGACUCUUGGCAGCAGGCCUCGCAGUUCGAGCCAGUCAGCCCUCAGGAGCUCUUCACGCUGCUCCCCAAGGUCAAGCAGCAGCUCGGAGGAGACCCCGACCCCGAGAACCUCCCCUGUGCUGCAACGGAGCCUCCGGCUCCGGGCGUUCCCACUCUUGGUGACGUCUUGCGUUCCCGCACAGAUCUUUCUUUGUUCGAGUCCAUGUUGAGAACUUCCCACGUGCAGCAGCUGGUGCCCUGCCCAAUGACCUUCCUUGCAGUGCCUGAUGACAGAGCCCGAGACUUCCAGGGGGCUCGGCCCCCCCCCUGUCUUGCUGCUGCACUAGCGAGGCCGGAGAACCAGAGAAACGUCCUCAAGCUCGUCGGCCGCAUGGCAGCACUUGGCCGCCUCGAGACCCUUCCCGUUGGCUCCAGUGUUCCCGUCCUUUACGGCAACGACGGCCGUGUGAGCCGCCGCGGCCAAAACACAACUUGGAACAAUGUGGAGCUUCUCAAGGACAAGAUUGUCUUCGACAGAGGAGUGAUUCAUUUGCUGUCCCGCAACGACCUGGCGGACGGGGAAAGCCGGGAGCUGCUGCGCCAAAUUGUUUAUUGGAAUUGCCUUCAUGACCAUUUGCUGCAGCACCCGGCCCUCACGCGGUUCGCGCUGCUCAUGGUGGACAACCGCAGGUCUCUCCCCAUCAUCGGCAUGCCUCCUGGCCCUCGGCCCGACUGGGUGGCUCGGGAAAACCCGGGUUGGUUUGCGCGGCCCGCGAACCGCUCCGCUGCUGCUGCUGCUAGUGAAGAGCAGCGAGAGAAAAGCAGCAAAUCGGAAGCAGCAGCAAAGGAAUCAAAAGAAGAAAGCAGCAAAGGCAAAAGUGCUGAGCGUCCUGAAGCUGAGGGCAGGCCCGAGCCAGAGCAGCAGCAAGCAAAGAGAGGCGCAGCAGCAACAGCUGCAGCAGCAACUGAGACUGAGAGAGGCGGCGCAGCUGAGGCUGCUGCUGAAGAGGCACGGAAAGCAAAGAAACCAUCGCCCGCUGCCCCGGAAACUGCAGCAGCAGCAGCAGCAGCGGCACCUGCUGCACCAGAGGCUGAAGCAGCAGCGCCAGAAACUGAGGAACGCCGGCCCGAACCUGCGAGGAAAAGUGAGAGAAAAGCUGCAGACUCCCCAGCAGCAGAAGCGCAGGAAGAAAGCAGGCCAGAAGAGCAAGCAGCAGCAGCAGCAGCAGCAGCAGCAGCAGCAGCAGCAGAGGAGGAGCAGCAGCCGCAAUAG
This is a messenger RNA of Eimeria necatrix, 2223 nucleotides long. RefSeq lists its product as hypothetical. The record is from RefSeq and is a predicted model, not a curated record. Bases 1 to 2223 code for a protein of 740 amino acids. The transcript is spliced from 7 exons. NCBI's taxonomy places the organism in Eukaryota, Apicomplexa, Conoidasida, Eucoccidiorida, Eimeriidae.